Messenger RNA from Nerophis lumbriciformis (worm pipefish), 579 nucleotides. The record is from RefSeq and is a predicted model, not a curated record. Lineage: Eukaryota; Metazoa; Chordata; Actinopteri; Syngnathiformes; Syngnathidae.
AUGCACUGGGCGGCGCUCGCCGAUCCCACCGCACGAAUCUUCUCGCUCGAUACCGGGCGCCUUCACGAACAAACCUACGUCUUCGCCGAAACGCUUCGGCGUCGUUUCGGGCUCGCGAUUGAGUGGUACACGCCAGAUCGCUCGGCGCUCGAAGCUCUACUGAAGGACGACGGUCUCUUCGGAUUUCGCACCGGCCUCGAGGCACGCCGUCGAUGCUGCGCGGUUCGUAAGGUCGAACCCCUGUUGCGCAUUCUCGACACCGCCAACGCUUGGGUGACCGGUCAACGACGUCACCAAAGCGUCACGCGUUCCCAACUCCAACUCGUCGAGUCCGAAGACGGCCGCACCAAAUACAACCCGCUCGCGGACUGGACGAGCGCCGAUGUCACUGCGGAGACCAAACGCCUCGGCCUCCCGGAGCAUCCGCUGUACGCGGAAGGAUUCACGUCGAUCGGUUGUGCACCCUGCACCCGAGCGACGCGCGACGGCGAGAACGAACGCGCUGGCCGCUGGUGGUGGGAGCAUCCCGAACACAAAGAGUGUGGGCUCCACCAACGACGAGAGGCGGUUGGAUCAUGA